AUGAGGGGCCAAUUUUAUCUUGGACGGAAAAAAAAAGAAUUUGUCAUCAAAGAAGAAAGAAAAAUGGGCGGCCGGUGCCAAUCUGUGUCCUGCAAGAAAUCAAGCAAACUACACUGCUCCGAAAUUGAUGAAGGGAAGAGGGAGGAAAUUUUCAAAUAUUUUUGGGGGAAAUUGGAAUGGAAAGAGAGGAGAAUGUAUGUGAAAACAUCGGUGGAGGUGAGUGAUGUCAAGCGGCGCCGAACAGAAGCGGUUCAAUCUCGGAGGUCAGCAUCUCUCUCUUGUUGUUUAUGUGUAGAUGGUAAAAGGCUCAGAGUUUGUCAAAGGAUGUUCCUGUCUACACUUGGCAUCAAGCAGUGGACUUUUUUAAAAUGGGUUGGGCGAAGAGGGGAAAGUCCUGAGAAGAUGACGAGAGUGACUGUAAGGACAGAGGAGCAGGACUUCCUAAAGACCUUCCUUCUGGAUUUGCCAAAAGUUCCAUCGCACUACUGCAGGUCCUCCUCAUCAAAGAUGUACCUGGAGCCUUUCUUCAAGUCCAUCAGUCAUCUCCACACACAGUAUAAGCAAUCAUGUGCAGACCACAGUAUCCAGCCUCUGUCACGGCAAGUAUUCACUAACACCUUCAACGAUUUAAAUCUUUCUCUGUUCCAUCCGAAGAAAGAUCAGUGUGACACUUGCUGUGCCUUCAAAGCCGGGAACAUCGAGGCUGCCGUGUGGGAGGAACACUGUGUUAAAAAGGACGAUGCACGAGCAGAAAAGGUAAAGGACAAACAACUUGCAAACAACACCACCUUGGUUGCAUGCAUGGAUCUGCAGGGCCUUCUCCUGUGCCCAAAGCUUCAAGCGUCUGCCCUGUACUACAAAAUGAAGCUUGGUGUCCAUAAUUUUACCAUCUACAAUAUGGCAUCACAUGAAGCAAAAAAUUACCUUUGGCAUGAGGGUGAAGCUGGGGUCUCUGCCAACGAAUUCGCCUCCUGCAUUGUGGAUUACCUUGAAGCACACCCCACUUACAAUGAAUUCAUCCUUUGGAGUGAUGGGUGUGGCUAUCAAAACAGAAAUCUGGUCCUGAGCAAUGCCCUCUUAAAGUUUGCUACUGAGAAAAAGAAACGUGUGACACAGAAGUACCUUGAAAGAGGUCACACACAAAUGGAAUGUGACUCUGUGCACAGUGUGAUUGAGAGGAAGUUGAGAAACCGUGACAUACAUGUUCCAGCUGAGUAUGCUGCAGUUAUCCGAGGAGCUCGUUCCAGUCCAAAACCAUACGAGGUGAAGUAUGUUGGUUACAGCUUUUUCCAAGACUUCAGCAAAGUCAACAUCUGUAAGUCAAUCCGACCUGGUAGCAAAGUUGGAGAUCCUACGGUGCAUGACCUUCGAGCAGUCAGAUACAAUGUGGAUGGCAGUAUGGAGUUUAAAUUACUACACUCUGACAACUGGCAACCCUUCACAUCCCCAUCCCUGAGGAAGACGUGUGUCAUCGUGGCCCCACUCUAUACAUCCGCCCCAAAAAUUAAAGCCCUGAAGUUCAAGCACCUUCAAGAACUGAAACAUGUUUUACCCAAGGACUUUCAUCCAUUUUACAAUGCACUUGACCAUGAGUGAUGCAAUUUUACUACGUGGAUGAAUGGGCUGUCCUGACUUACUGGUUAAUUUAUUAAUUAAAUGUUCUAUUUAUUGUGUAUUGUCAUGUAAUUGUUUAUUUGCAUGUUUUAAAAUGACUUUGUCUUAUCUGUUGAAAUUUUUGGAAUUCCUAUCAGCCAAUUCUGAUCAGAAAGACAUGAUUCAAAUCUUGCAUUAAAGGGAUAGUUCACCAUAAAAUGACAAUUCUGUCGUCAUUUACUCACCCUCAAGUUGUUUCAAACCUGUAUGAAUUUCU
This is a messenger RNA of Carassius gibelio (silver crucian carp), 1870 nucleotides long. RefSeq lists its product as uncharacterized. The transcript is spliced from 2 exons. NCBI's taxonomy places the organism in Eukaryota, Metazoa, Chordata, Actinopteri, Cypriniformes, Cyprinidae. The record is from RefSeq and is a predicted model, not a curated record. Bases 1 to 1596 code for a protein of 531 amino acids.